Neurospora tetraspora is the source of this 522-nucleotide messenger RNA. RefSeq lists its product as uncharacterized. The coding region runs from base 1 to 522 and encodes 173 amino acids. Lineage: Eukaryota; Fungi; Ascomycota; Sordariomycetes; Sordariales; Sordariaceae. Gene Ontology annotation, molecular function: zinc ion binding; nucleic acid binding. The record is from RefSeq and is a predicted model, not a curated record. The transcript has 2 exons.
AUGUUGUGGUACGAAUUGGGACUUCAGGAGACCCGGGCAGCCCUCCAAUCCUUCUACUGCCAGCUAUGUCAAAAAGGAUACAGCCGCAUGAACGACUAUGAAGCCCACCUCUCCUCCUACGACCACAGCCACAAGCAGCGCCUCAAGGAUAUGAAGCAGAUGGUGCGGGACCCCCAAGCUGCCGCACGCGCCAGGAGACAAGAGCAAAAGAAUGAGGGCGUCAUCUCCAUCAAGCUUGGAGAAGCUGCGGCUGGUGGUGCUGGUGCUGCUGGGGGCGGCGGCGGCGGUGGUGGGUUCAAGAAGGGCGGAUUCAAGAAGUCGGGUUUCAAGAGCGCUUUUGUUCCUGUCGGGGAACCUAAAACGGCUACAUCAGCGGCUGCACCGGCUCUAGCAACUAGGAGCGAUACAGCGCCGGAUGGCCAACAACCGGGGAUUAGGAGGGCACCGAGAAGCGAACUGGUUGAGAGCGACACCGAAGACGAGGGAUAUGAGGUUUACGAUCCUAGGAAACCGACUGACUGA